Molecule: messenger RNA, 2307 nt
Organism: Trichobilharzia regenti
Lineage: Eukaryota; Metazoa; Platyhelminthes; Trematoda; Strigeidida; Schistosomatidae
Source: the annotation of a GenBank genome assembly
AUGGAAGAUUUACUUAAAAAACUAAAUGUGAGAGGAUCUUGGUAUGGGGUACCACACAUUUAUGGGAGUUACUUACCAACUGGGCGUGUUGGACACACAGCUCAUGCUUUGUAUAUAAAUUCGGUGCAUGGGGGCAAACGGCCUUUGGUUAUUAUUACUGGUGGUGCGGAUCCCUCAGCAGUAUUUAAUGAGGCGCAUAUUCUGGAUAUAUCGUCGUGCAGAUGGCAUACUAUUAGUGUGUCAGAAGCAAUAGAUUUUCCAAGUUUGGGAAGAUAUGAGCAUAGUAGUGCAUUAUUGUGCAACCAAGAGCUAUUGAUAUUUGGUGGUGCGACAAAAUCAGGUCCUUUAAAUCAAUUACUCCGUUUACAACUUGAUGAUCUUUCAGUACCAACAGAGAAUUCAUCAGUCUUUGAAAUUCAGUCAUUCACUGGAAGUAUAAAACAGAUUAGCAAUCAUACUAAUCCUGCUUGUAAAUUGCGUACACAACAUUCAUCUGUUUCACUUACAGAAUAUGAUCAACUCUUAAUAUUCUCUGGUGGAGAUGUUGGCAGUCAGACAGUAUCAGAUGACAAAGUACAUAUGUAUGAUAGUGUAUUGGAUUCAUGGAUUGAAAUACCAGUUGAGGGUAUUUCACCUUGUUCACGGUUAGGUCAUUUAAUGCUUUAUGAAUCACCGUGUCAGCCGGAAACUUCAAAUGCUGAACAUCGUAUUCCAAAAGGAAAACUGUAUAUACAUGGAGGAAUGGCUGAUGAUGAACUAUUCGAUGAUCUCUAUGCUUUACAUUUUGUUCAGUGUGAUAACGGUGAUGUACACUUUAAAGGUGUAUGGAGUAAAUUAUACCCUAAUAUUAAUGCUGAUGAUGAUGCUGACGCAAUAGACUCAAAUGAGAAAUCAAAUACACCACAUCUCAAACCUUUAGGUCAUAUUUCACCUGAUUCACGUGCUGCUCAUGGUGGAGCGAUUCUAACAAAUAAAAUAUUUGGGUCAGAUACGACUAAAAUAUUUAUUUUUGGUGGAUUUUCAACAACUGGAGCUUUAAAUGACAUGUUCUGCUUUGAUACAAAUUUGAAACAGUGGAGUGAAAUCAAGUGUGAGACAGGUGUAUUGCCUGCUCCACGUUUAGAUUUUGCAUAUUGUGUAGUCACGUUGACAGUACAGAAGAAAAAUGCGAAAAUUAAAUUGAUGGAGUUGACAAGAAAUUCAUCAAAAGAUGAUCAAAGUAAAGGUGAUACUAACGAUAAAGACGAAGAAGGAGAAGGCAAUGACGAAGAAAAAACGCAGUGUACAGAUGAUGGUGCAGUUUGUAGUAAUUCUACACCAUAUCGGUCAAAUGAGCACUUCAAGUCGAAAUUGUUUACAAUGUCAAGUGAAACUAAAAAGGCUGAAGUGCCACCUUCUAUGAAGUUUGUAUUAGGUGGAACUGCUGGAAUGUGCGCUUCUGUGUGUGUUCAGCCGUUAGAUUUGGUCAAAAAUCGAAUGCAAAUGAGCGGUGUUGGAGGAGGUGCUAGUGCUGGUCAACGCAACAGCUUUCAGGUUCUUUUAUCAGUUAUACGCAAUGAAGGAUUUUUUGCAAUCUAUUCAGGCUUAUCUGCUGGUCUACUCCGUCAAGCCACUUAUUCAACUGCGCGUCUAGGUAUAUACACAAAUUUAUUUGAACAGUAUUCAAAACUUAAGCAUGAAUCGCCUAACUUUUUCAUGAAAAUUGGCAUAGCUAUUUCUGCUGGAGUAUGCGGUGCACUCAUUGGUACACCGGCUGAGAUCUGUUUAAUUCGAAUGACAUCAGAUGGCAGAUUACCACCAGCAGAACGUCGAAAUUACUCCAAUGUGUUCAAUGCCUUGAUACGGAUCACUCGUGAAGAAGGCUUACUUACAUUAUGGCGGGGUGCAAUUCCUACAAUGGGACGAGCAGCCGUAGUUAACGGUGCACAGCUAGCCACUUAUUCUCAGGCUAAACAGAAAAUUCUAGAAACCGGUUAUUUAACUGAUGGAUUAGGUGUACAUACACUGGCUAGUCUGUUAAGCGGUUUCACGACAUCUGUAUUCUCUUUACCUAUUGAUAUUGCAAAGACAAGAAUUCAGAAUAUGAAAAUUAUCGAUGGAAAACCGGAGUAUAAAAAUAUGGGGGAUGUUAUUUUACGUGUAAUACGCAAUGAAGGUUUUCCAUCCUUAUGGAAAGGUUUUACACCAUAUUUCUUACGUAUUGGACCACAUACUGUGUUGACAUUCAUUUUCUUAGAACAAUUCAACAGUGCAUAUAUUAGAAAUGUACUAGGCGAUAAAAGUGGUCAACGAGCUGGUGGACUUUAA